This is a messenger RNA of Rhodamnia argentea, 1992 nucleotides long. RefSeq names its product protein disulfide isomerase-like 1-6. Gene Ontology annotation, biological process: response to endoplasmic reticulum stress; protein folding. Gene Ontology annotation, cellular component: endoplasmic reticulum. Bases 240 to 1838 code for a protein of 532 amino acids. Gene Ontology annotation, molecular function: protein disulfide isomerase activity. The transcript has 12 exons. NCBI's taxonomy places the organism in Eukaryota, Viridiplantae, Streptophyta, Magnoliopsida, Myrtales, Myrtaceae. The record is from RefSeq and is a predicted model, not a curated record.
CUGUGAUAAAGAAUCCCUAGUCGCGCCUUUUCCUUGCGGUCCUAACGCAAUCAGACAACGUCGUUUCAGCACGGAAAGCUCUCCAAAAAGGCCUCUGAACUUCACGUUCCACUGUCUCUCCGCCGUUAGCUCUCAGAACUUUCUUUGCUUCUACACUGAUCUGCAAGAUCUUAAACCCUGAAACCGGGGUCAAGAUCUCAUUUUUCCCUUGAAUUCGCCUCGAAUUCGUGGAAAAGGCAAUGGGUUUGGGGAAACCCAUUUCGGGAUUCGCCCUUCUCACGCUGACCAUUUUGCUGUUACUCAGUCUCGCGAUCUCGGAACCGAUAGAGAAAGAGAGCUUCGUCGAUGAAGAUAUGGAGGGGAUUGAGGAACUGUUAGCUCUAGAUGAAGAGGUGGAGCAACAGCAAGAAACGCACGCGAGAUUUUCGGAAGCCGAGGUACUGACAAGAGCUCAGAGAAUAGUGGUCGAGCUCAACAGUGACAGCUCGAAGAGAGUGAUCGAGCAAAACGAGUAUGUUCUUGUUCUGGGCUAUGCUCCGUGGUGUGCGAGGAGUGCCGAAUUGAUGCCGCAGUUCGCGGAGGCUGCAAACACCUUGAAAGCAUUGGGGAGUUCGGUUGUGUUGGCCAAGCUCGAUUCCGAGAGAUAUCCAAAAGCGGCUUCGGCUCUCAAGAUCAAAGGCUUUCCCACCUUGCUUCUGUUUGUCAAUGGGACCUCUCAGGCUUACACUGGUGGAUAUUCUGCGGAAGAAAUAGUUAUCUGGGCAAGGAAAAAGACUGGUGUGCCCGUUGUUAGGGUAAACUGUGUGACUGAAGCAGAAGAGUUUCUUAAGAAGUAUCAUAUGUUCGCCGUUGGUGUAUUUGAGAAAUUUGAGGGCUCUGCUUAUGAAGAAUUUGUUAAAACAGCGACAGCCGACAAUGAAAUCCAAUUUGUAGAAGUUAGCAACCUGGAGGCUGCCCGUGUUCUUUACCCUGACGUUGAAUCUUAUAGCUUUUUCCUGGGCAUUGUCAAAAGUGAGCCAGAAAGAUAUGCUGGAUAUGAAGGAGCCUUUGAAAUGGAAAAGCUGCUGCAGUUUUUGGACCAUAACAAAUUUCCGUUAGUUACCAAAUUGACUGAGCUUAAUUCCGUCAGAGUUUACUCCAGUCCCAUAAAACUCCAGCUUUUUGUGUUUGCUAACGCUCAAGACUUCAAGGAUCUUCAUGAGCCUCUACAAGAUGUGGCAAGAAAAUUCAAGUCAAAGAUAAUGUUUAUCUAUAUCGACAUUGCAGACGAAAACCUAGCAAAGCCCUUCUUAACUCUUUAUGGACUUGAAGACACAGAGGACACCGUGGUGGCUGCUUUUGAUAGCAAAAUCAGCUCCAAGUAUUUGUUAGAGACUGAUCCAACACCAGCCAACAUAGAAGAUUUCAGCUCAAAGUUUCUCCAGGGUUCAUUAUCUCCUUACUUCAAGUCUCAGCCAGUACCGGACAGCCAGAAAGAGGCAAGCAUCCAGGUCGUUGUGGGAAAGACAUUUGAUGACAUAGUUUUGAACAGUCCCAAGACUGUCUUUCUUGAGGUUCACUCGCCUUGGUGCAUCAACUGUGAGACUACAAGCAAGCAAGUAGAGAAGUUAGCUAAGCACUUCAAAGAUUUGAAUAAUUUGGUUUUUGCGAGGAUCGAUGCUUCUGCAAAUGAACAUCCGAAAUUACAGGUGGUUGACUAUCCGACGCUCCUACUUUACCCUGCAAGUGACAAAGCCAAUCCGAUAAAAGUUUUAGCGAAAUCAAGCUUGAAAAGCAUGGCGAAUUUCAUCUCAAAACAUUUGAGAUCCAGCGAUGACGACCCUAAAGAUGAAUUGUAAAAUAUGUGGUGAUGAAAGUAUACCGAGGAUAUAAGAUAACAGGGGAAAUUAGUAAUGGGGGAUUCUUAAAUAGUUCUGAUCUUUUCCUUUGCUUCGAAAAGAAGACUAUUGUAAGCAUUCAUUUUAUCAUUUAAAUGAGUACAACCGAUGGAUA